Molecule: messenger RNA, 156 nt
Organism: Trypanosoma brucei brucei TREU927
Lineage: Eukaryota; Euglenozoa; Kinetoplastea; Trypanosomatida; Trypanosomatidae
Exons: 1
Coding region: 1-156 (51 amino acids)
Source: RefSeq, a predicted model, not a curated record
AUGGGCGGUGAUUCUCUUAAUUUAAAGCGGCCGAAUAUAAGGCGGCUGGGCCCCUUCGAAAAUUCGACGCUCUGUUACUUUCUUUUUUCACGUUACACCUCGGUUAAAAUACAAGAAAAUAACAGUGACAACAACAACUUCCCAGCGUUAAGGUGA